GCCGCCAUCUUGCUUCUUUUUCUCGCUCGCUAUCUCCCUCUCGAGAAGCAGCGAAAGUGCUUUGGCGGUUUGUCCAUCCGCAGCUUCGGCUUUCCGGGUUCGGUGGUCCUUCCAGCCACCCCCUCCCCUUCGCCUCCCCUCCCCCUUCCCCCGAUCAGAGCUCGGCGGGGCCCCUCGAAGUGCGCCAGCGCACUCAGCUUGACACUCACCCUGAAAGACCGCUUUUAAGGAGUGUGGCAGGAGGUUCCGGACUCGAUGAGUUUCCACCGAAAUGUCGGAGAAGUCAGGCCAGAGCACAAAAGCAAAGGAUGGGAAAAAGUAUGCGACACUCAGUUUAUUUAAUACUUACAAGGGUAAAUCAUUAGAAACUCAGAAAACCACAGCUCGGCAUGGAUUACAGAGUCUUGGAAAAGUCGGUAUUUCACGGCGUAUGCCUCCACCUGCUAAUCUCCCAAGUCUCAAAGCAGAAAACAAAGGCAAUGAUCCUAAUGUGAACAUUGUACCUAAAGAUGGCACAGGAUGGGCAUCAAAACAAGAGCAGCAUGAAGAAGAAAAAACACCAGAAGUUCCACCAGCACAACCAAAACCUGGGGUUGCAGCUCCCCCAGAAGUAGCACCUGCUCCCAAAUCAUGGGCCAGUAACAAGCAAGGUGGGCAAGGAGAUGGAAUCCAGGUGAAUAGUCAUUUUCAGCAAGAAUUUCCCAGCCUGCAGGCAGCUGGGGAUCAGGAAAAAAAAGAAAAAGAAGCAAAUGAUGACAACUAUGGACCUGGACCCAGUUUACGCCCACCAAAUGUUGCUUGUUGGAGAGAUGGUGGUAAGUCUGCUGGUACACCUGUAACAUCUGACCAAGAUGAAAAGCCUGGCCAGGAUGAAAGCACAGCUGGAACAUCAGAGCAAAAUGAUAUCCUCAAAGUGGUGGAAAAGAGGAUAGCUUGUGGUCCUCCACAGGCUAAACUGAAUGGACAGCAGCCUGCCCUAGCUUCCCAAUACAGAGCUGUGAUGCCUCCUUAUAUGUUUCAGCAGUAUCCAAGGAUGGCCUAUCCUCCUCUGCAUGGUCCCAUGAGGUUUCCGCCUUCUUUAUCUGAAACAAACAAAAGCCUUCGAGGAAGAGGCCCACCUCCUUCAUGGGCCUCUGAGCCUGAACGCCCCUCCAUCCUUAGUGCAUCAGAGCUUAAGGAGCUUGAUAAAUUUGAUAACCUAGAUGCUGAAGCUGAUGAAGGUUGGGCAGGUGCUCAGAUGGAGGUAGAUUAUACGGAACAGCUGAAUUUCAGUGAUGACGAUGAGCAGGGAAGUAGUAGUCCGAAAGAAAACAGCAGUGAGGAUCAAGGUUCAAAAGCCUCUGAAAACACUGAAAACCGAAAAGAAGCAGAUGAAGUUUGCAACACUAAGUCAUCUUCUCAGAUACCUGCCCAGCCAUCAGUAGCAAAAGGUCCCUAUGGGAAAGGACCUUCAUUUAAUCAGGAUCGUGGGCCGUCCUCACACUUGCCACCACCUCCAAAGUUGCUUGCGCAGCAGCAUCCUCCCCCAGACCGACAGGCAGUACCUGGAAGACCAGGCCCUUUCCCCCCGAAGCAGCAAGUCCCGGAUGAAGAUGAAAUAUGGAAGCAAAGAAGAAGACAACAGUCAGAACUCUCCGCAGCAGUGGAACGUGCGCGUAAGCGACGUGAGGAGGAGGAGCGAAGGAUGGAAGAGCAGAGGAAAGCAGCUUGUGCGGAGAAACUGAAGCGACUGGAUGAAAAGCUGGGCAUAGUGGACAAACAGCCAACUCCAGAGGAAAUUAGAGAAAGAGAGCGAGAGAAAGAGCGGGAGCGGGAGAAAGAACUCGAAAAAGAACAAGAACGGGAGCGAGAGAAGGAGAGGGAAAAAGAAAGGGAAAGACAGCGGGAGAAGGAAAAAGAACUGGAACAAGAGCAGGAAAAACAAAGAGAAAUGGAGAAGGAAAGAAAGCAAGAAAAAGAGAAAGAACUAGAACGGCAGCAGGAAAAGGAAAACGACCUGCAGAAGAUGCAGGAACAGGAAAAGGAGUGUGAGUUGGAGAAGAAAGAAAGGGAGAAAGUGGAGGAAAAAAUUGAACACAAAGAACCUACUUUAGAGCCUGUGGCAGAAAAAUCAGAUGGUGACAACAGCUGUAGUAAAGAGGAUGACCCAGUUUUCACUAGACAAGACAGCAAUCGCAGUGAAAAAGAGACCACACAAGCAGCACAUGAAACAGAACCAGAGUCAGGGUCUCAGCCUCGGCCUGCUGUAUUAUCUGGCUAUUUUAAACAGUUUCAGAAGUCUUUACCACCAAGAUUCCAGCGGCAGCAGGAACAGAUGAAGCAGCAGCAGUGGCAGCAGCAGCAGCAGCAGCAAGGUGUGCUUCCCCAGACAGUUCCUUCCCAACCAUCCAGUGGCGCUGUCCCCCCGCCACCGCACAGACCUCUUUACCAGCCCAUGCAGCCCCACCCUCAGCAUCUGGCGUCCAUGGGUUUUGAUCCAAGGUGGCUCAUGAUGCAGUCCUACAUGGAUCCUCGAAUGAUAUCAGGCAGACCUGCAAUGGAUAUCCCACCCAUUCAUCCUGGAAUGAUUCCUCCUAAGCCGUUAAUGAGAAGAGACCAGAUAGAAGGGUCACCAAACAAUUCUGAGUCAUUUGAGCAUAUAGCUCGAUCCGCAAGAGAUCAUGCAAUUUCCCUUUCUGAGCCUCGUGUGAUGUGGGGGUCAGAUCCCUACCCUCACACUGAGCCUCAGCAGGCCACCACUCCCAAGGCAACGGAAGAACCUGAGGAUGGAAGGCCUGAAGCCCCAUUGGAUCAGGAACAGAUUACUGCUGCUUAUCCUGUAGAACAUAGUCAGUUAGAGGCUCACCCAAAAGCAGACUUUGUCAGAGAGUCAAGUGAGACAGAAGUACAUAAGUUUUUAAGCAGAUCGGUAGAAGACAUUAGACCUCACCAUACUGACACACAUAAUCAGCCUGCUUGUUUUGAUGUACCUGAUCUGAAGUCUGUAUCCACUCCUCAAGAAGAGCGAAGUUUAGCUGGAGAGAGUCAGCCUGCCCGGAAAAGAAGUGUUUCCCAUGGAUCAAACCAUACUCAGAAAUCAGAGGAGCAGAGAAAUGAGCCAUCUGCAAGCAUCCCUAAAGGAGCCAGCAGAUCCAUUGAUUCAAGAGAACCAGCAGAAAGGCCAGAGGAAAAACCCAAAAAAGAGGGCUUUCUGCGUUCUUCCGAAGGACCAAAACCUGAAAAAGUGUAUAAAUCAAAAUCAGAAACUCGUUGGGGCCCAAGGCCGAGCUCCAACAGAAGAGAAGAUGGUAAUGAUAGGCCUGUGAGGAGGUCAGGUCCUAUUAAGAAACCUAUACUUAGAGAUAUGAAAGAAGAACGAGAGCAAAGGAAGGAGAAAGAAGGAGAAAAGGGAGAAAAGGUCACUGAAAAAAUUGUAAAACCUGAAAAGACAGAAAAGAAAGAACCUCUUCCUCCACCCCCGCCACCUGCAGCACCAGCUCAGCCGCAGUCGGUUCCGCCACCACCUCCGCCUCCACCAGAGCCAGAGAAACUUCCUUCAGUAGAAACUUCAACUUCAGCUUUGGCGCAAAAGCCACCUCAAGAUACUGAGAAGCCUUUGGAACCUACAAGCAGUGUUGAGGUAGAGCCUGCAGCCAAAACUGUAAACCAGCAAACCGUCACAACACCAGCAGUUAAAGAAGAAAAACAACCUGAGAAAGUCAUCAGCAAAGAUCUUGUUACAGAGAGGCCUCGACCAGAUUCAAGACCAGCAGUUAAAAAAGAAUCAACUUUACCUCCUAGGACCUAUUGGAAAGACCCCAGAGAUAGAGAUUGGUUUCCAGAUCAAGGAUACAGAGGUCGAGGCCGAGGUGAAUAUUACUCUAGAGGGCGAAGCUAUAGAGGCUCUUACGGAGGGCGUGGCCGAGGAGGCAGAGGGCACACUCGAGAUUAUCCUCCUUACAGAGACAAUAAGCCACGAACAGAGCACGUGCCCUCAGGACCUCUCAGACAGCGAGAAGAAAGUGAGACACGAAGCGAGAGCUCCGAUUUUGAAGUCGUUCCCAAGAGGAGAAGACAGCGAGGUUCAGAGACUGACACAGACAGUGAAAUUCAUGAAAGUGCAAGUGACAAGGAUAGUUUAAGCAAAGGGAAACUUCCCAAAAAAGAGGAGCGGUCUGAAAACAAAAAACCUAUAAAGCCUCAAUCUUCUUUCAAGCCUGAAAAUCAUGUCCGAAUAGAUAAUAAUAGACCUCUGGAAAAACCUUACAUAAGGGAUGAUGAUAAGUCUAAACCAGGUUUCCUUCCUAAAGGAGAGCCUACAAGGCGAGGCAGAGGGGGCACUUUCAGACGUGGUGGAAGGGACCCUGGAGGUCGCCCAUCACGCCCUUCCACCUUACGGAGACCUGCUUAUCGGGACAAUCAGUGGAACCCAAGGCAGGCAGAGGCUCCUAAGCCAGAUGAUGGAGAGCCACCAAGAAGACAUGAGCAGUUUAUUCCGUUACCAGCGGAUAAACGGCCUCCAAAAUUUGAGCGAAAAUUUGACCCAGCUAGAGAGAGGCCCCGAAGGCAGCGUCCUACCCGACCACCAAGACAGGAUAAGCCUCCUAGAUUUAGACGGCUAAGAGAGAGGGAAGCCGCUUCAAAAACCAAUGAGGUGGCAGUGCCCACAAAUGGCACAGUUAAUAAUGUCGUUCAAGAACCAGUUAAUACUGCUGGGGAUGUUUCUGGGAAUAAGACACCAGACUUGUCUAAUCAGAACUCUUCAGAUCAGGCAAAUGAAGAAUGGGAAACGGCUUCUGAAAGCAGUGAUUUCAACGAGAGGCGUGAAAGGGAUGAAAAAAAAAAUGCUGAUUUGAAUGCACAAGCAGUUGUAAAGACCGGAGAGAAUGUUUUACCUCCAAAAAGGGAGAUUGCAAAGAGAAGUUUUUCUAGUCAAAGACCUGGUGUUGAUCGCCAGAAUCGGCGUGGCAACAGUGGCCCACCCAAAUCUGGAAGGAAUUUUUCAGGUCCUAGGAAUGAAAGGAGAAGUGGCCCACCAUCAAAAAGUGGCAAGCGAGGACCAUUUGAUGACCAGUCGGCAGGCACAGCUGGUGCUGAUCCUGUCAAUGGCACCUCUGCACACCACCAGGAAGGAGCACCUAAUGGUACAGGACAAAAGAACUCCAAAGACUCUACGGGGAAAAAAAGAGAAGACCCCAAACCAGGCCCUAAAAAACCCAAAGAGAAAGUGGAUGCACUAUCACAGUUUGAUCUCAACAAUUAUGCAAGUGUUGUUAUAAUUGAUGACCACCCUGAAGUAACAGUAGUUGAAGACCCCCAGUCGAAUUUGAAUGAUGAUGGUUUUACUGAAGUGGUAUCCAAAAAACAACAGAAACGUUUACAGGAUGAGGAACGCCGAAAGAAGGAAGAACAAAUCAUACAGGUCUGGAAUAAAAAGAAUGCAAACGAAAAAGGAAGAAGUCAGACUUCUAAGCUUCCGCCAAGAUUUGCCAAAAAGCAGGCGACAGGGACCCAGCAAGCACAAUCUCCAGCCUCAGCUCUGGCCCCAGCUCCCUGCCCAGGUGUGGCGUCGGCCUCAGCUCCAGCCACGACCUCGGCCCCGCUGGCCGGCUCAGCCCCAGCUCCCGUUCUGGCGUCGCCGUCAGCUCCGCUCCCAGCCCCAGCCGCAGUUCCAGUCCUGACCUCCUCAUCAGCUUCACUCCCAGCCUUAGCCUCAGCCUCAGCCUCAGCGCCAGUCCCAGCCUCCACCUCAGCCACGACCACAGCCUCUUCUUUGUCAGCUCCACCUCCAACCCCGGUCCUUGCCUCAGCUUCAUCCCCAGCUUCUGUCCCCAUCCUUGCCUCAGCCUCACUUCCCAUCCUUGCCUCAGCCCUAACACCUGUUUCCGCCCCAACUGCCCCCACCUCAGCCCCGACUGCCCCUGCCCCGCUGCCAUUAAAAGAAAGGAUUAAGUGGAUUAAGGAUUAUUGUCCUGUAAACUUUAAUGCCUCACUCCCAGCCCCAGCCCCAACCUCAACCUCUGCUUUAGUCCAAGUCCCAGUCCCAGCCCCCACAACCCCAGCCCAGAGUCAGGGACAGACUCACAAACCAGUCCAGAGUCCACUGCAGGCUACACCAGCAUCUUCAAAACAGCCGCCACCUUCAAUUAGACUACCUUCAGCCCAGACACCCAAUGGCACAGAUUAUGUAGCCCCAGGAAAACCCCUCCAGGCCUCCCAGUCACAUGGCCCGCUUACGAAUGAAUUAUGGGACAAUAAAGUGGCCGCACCAGCUGUGCUGAAUGACAUCUCUAAGAAAUGUAAGUGUGGAGCAAAGAAUAGUCAAGAAAGUGGAGUUGACAUUGGAAUUGACACAAUUCAGUUUGGUGCUCCAGCUUCAAAUGGGAACGGAAAUGAAAUUGUUCCCGUGCUUUCGGAAAAACCUACUGACAAAACGUCUGAACCCAAAGAACAACGGCAGAAGCAGCCACGGGCCGGCCCCAUCAAAGCCCAGAAGCUUCCAGAUUUGAGUCCAGUAGAAAACAAAGAACAUAAACCUGGUCCUAUUGGAAAGGAACGUUCAUUAAAAAAUAGAAAAGUGAAAGAUGCCCAACAGGUAGAGCCGGAAGGACAAGAAAAACCAAGCCCUGCUACAGCCAGAAGUACAGAUCCUGUGACGACAAAGGAAACCAAAGCAGUUUCAGAAAUGUCUACCGAAAUAGGAACAAUGAUCUCAGUGUCAUCCACGGAAUAUGGCACUAACGUGAAGGAGUCUGUAACAGACUAUACUACACCUUCUUCUUCUCUGCCUAACUCUGUGGCUACUAAUAACGCAAAGAUGGAGGAUACUUUGGUUAAUAAUGUGCCCCUGCCCAACACCCUCCCCCUCCCUAAGAGGGAGACUAUACCACAGAGCUCCAGCCUAACUUCAGUUCCUCCCACUACUUUCAGCCUCACCUUUAAGAUGGAGUCUGCGCGUAAGGCAUGGGAGAAUUCUCCAAACGUAAGGGAAAAGGGAUCCCCAGUAACUUCCACAGCACCUCCAAUUGCAAGUGGAGUCAGCAGUAGUGCCAGUGGACCAAGCACUGCUAAUUACAGUUCGUUCUCAAGUGCAUCAAUGCCUCAGAUUCCUGUUGCUUCAGUCACUCCCACAACAUCACUAUCAGGAGCUGGUACAUAUACUACCUCUUCUUUGAGUACAAAAUCUACAACCACAUCAGACCCUCCUAAUAUUUGUAAAGUGAAACCCCAGCAAUUACAGACGAGCAGCCUGCCUUCUGCAAGUCAUUUUUCACAGUUAAGCUGUAUGCCUUCUCUUAUUGCACAGCAGCAACAGAGUCCACAAGUCUACGUGUCUCAGUCUGCAGCCGCUCAAAUCCCAGCUUUCUACAUGGACACAAGUCAUUUAUUCAAUACGCAACAUGCACGAUUGGCCCCACCAUCCCUGGCUCAGCAACAAGGCUUCCAGCCAGGUCUCUCCCAGCCAGCUUCAGUUCAGCAGAUUCCGAUCCCUAUUUAUGCUCCACUGCAAGGACAGCAUCAAGCCCAGCUGAGUCUGGGUGCUGGACCUGCUGUGUCCCAGGCUCAGGAACUAUUCAGUUCUUCACUUCAGCCAUACAGAUCUCAGCCAGCUUUUAUGCAAAGCAGUCUAUCCCAGCCAUCUGUGGUCCUUUCUGGUACUGCCAUCCAUAACUUUCCAGCUGUCCAACACCAGGAACUUGCCAAGGCACAGUCGGGUCUUGCCUUUCAACAAACUUCAAAUACUCAGCCUAUUCCUAUAUUGUAUGAACAUCAGCUGGGCCAGGCGUCAGGACUCGGAGGUUCCCAGCUCAUCGAUACACAUCUUCUCCAGGCUAGAGCGAAUCUUACCCAGGCUUCAAAUCUUUAUUCUGGACAAGUUCAACAGCCUGGUCAGACAAAUUUUUAUAACACUGCCCAGUCACCGAGUGCUCUCCAGCAGGUUACAGUACCUUUACCAGCAUCCCAGCUGUCCCUGCCUAAUUUUGGAUCUACGGGGCAGCCUUUAAUUGCUCUGCCUCAGACUCUUCAGCCCCCGUUACAGCAUACGACCCCGCAAGCACCGGCCCAGAGCCUGAGUCGUCCUGCGCAAGUAAGCCAGCCUUUCAGAGGGCUGAUACCUGCUGGAGCGCAGCACAGCAUGAUCGCGACCACAGGGAAAAUGUCUGAAAUGGAACUAAAAGCGUUUGGAAGUGGCAUUGACAUAAAACCAGGCACACCUCCAAUCAGCGGUAGAAGCACCACACCAACAUCUAGUCCCUUCCGGGCUACUUCCACAAGUCCGAACAGCCAGUCCAGCAAAAUGAACAGCAUUGUCUAUCAGAAGCAGUUCCAGUCAGCCCCUGCCACUGUGAGAAUGACCCAGCCAUUUCCUACACAGUUUGCACCCCAGGCAAAGCAGAGAGCAGAGGUUCUUCAGUCCACGCAACGGUUCUUCUCUGAACAGCAACAGAGCAAACAGAUAGGAGGCAAAGCCCAGAAAGCGGACAGUGAUUCAAGUAAACCUCCUGAAACACUGACUGACCCUCCCGGUGUCUGUCAAGAAAAAGUGGAAGAAAAGCCACCCCCCGCACCCACCAUGGCCACCAAACCUGUUAGAACUGGACCAAUCAAACCUCAGGCGAUCAAAACCGAAGAAACAAAAUCUUAAAGGCUGUGGUUCAUUGCAGGGGGCUGGGGGAGGGGAGGGGGAAAGAGGGAGAAUGAAGUCAGACCAUGCCGGCAGCCAAAGGGGUAAAAUGGUCUCUGGCGUUAUCCUGUCCAGAACUCAGAGGUGCACGAGGAACACAGGAGCAAUUUACACUGACACACAGCCGCUGCACCGGGAAAACAAGGCUUUGCCCGCUUGCACCUACUGUGUAACACGCACUCUGCUGACGGCCAUACACCUUCAGUCAGAAUUUAUAUACAGAUAUGUGCACAUAUUUCUUGAGCGCAUAUAAUUUAGAACUAAAAUUCUUACGCUAGAUAAAACACGAGAAAUACGAGGGAAGUAACACUGCAGAGGAAUAGCUCAGCCUGAACAAUGUGAUGGUCCUAGCUAAGACAUCAGAUGCAGUGUCUUUGCUCCCUUAUGUUCUUUGGAUGUGGUUAUAGCAUUUAUAGGCUUGGUGGUGAAGAACAGAAGAUACUUGGUGCUGGAUAGAGGAGCCUUAUUUUUUAUUAUGGCAGCUUGCUAUUUUUGUAACAUGAUGAUUGAGUUGAACACAAUCAAAGUACAGUAACUGAUCUUCCCUUCUUCCUGGACGAGUGAGCAGAUGAUGAAAUACUGAUGUCGGCAUCCUUGAGCAUAUCCAAGUGGGCAGAGUUUGGCUACGGCUUCUGUUUGAAAUGAUGCUGUGUUUGGAUUGUGGCCCGAAGCUUUGAAGUGAUGCUCGGCAUCUCCUUUCUUCCAUGGAGCUCUUACCAUUCAGACAUGACAGAGCUGGUAAAAUACUAGUUAGGCUGAGUCUUGCUUGCCUCUACUCAGUCAUCUUUGUAUGAAUCCAGUGGGGUUUUUUGUUGUUGUUGUUGUUGUUGUUGUUUUUCAAACGGUUUUUAGCUGAUGUUCAUGAAGAGCAGUGAGUACCUAGAACUGUGCCACUAAAGAAAGGAAAUCCUGUCUAAGAAGGUGCAUCUCUGUGCCAGAGCUGUGUCGUAACCAUCCUUUGGGCCCUCUGCUGGAACAGUAGAAUCAAAUAUCGAAUAAUGCCUUUUUAAUUAUAUCCUCUAGUAUUAUAGACGUAGGACAGUCCUGUAUCAUACCUCUGUGAAUGUAAGAUACCUUGUACCUGCUUUAUGAUACGUAGUAGUGACCGUGCUUUAUCAGAGCUGUUUUUAAUGACGUUAUUCUAGAAUGUUUUCUUUCCAGAUGAUGAUUGAAAAGCUAAUUAAAAAAAAAAUGGUGCCAGGUACCACGACA
Molecule: messenger RNA, 9877 nt
Organism: Vicugna pacos (alpaca)
Lineage: Eukaryota; Metazoa; Chordata; Mammalia; Artiodactyla; Camelidae
Source: RefSeq, a predicted model, not a curated record